UCCAUUAGUGCAUAUGUGCAUCUGUUUGUUUGCGCGUGUGUAUGCUCCUGUACCUGAUCAGUCUGCAACAGAAGAAACUAGGAUGUCGUCCAGGAAGGACUUAUACAUUUAAAGGACGCCACUUAAACACAGUCCAGCCAAACAAUGAAGGCACUCAUGCUGCUGCUUUGGAUUUUUGUUGUGCCCACGCACACAAUUGUGCUUCAGCCAAGUUUGAAUGCAUCAAUCCCAUACAAUGUAUCUGCAGAAAGUGACCUGUUUGGAGAGCUGAGACCGGAUUGGUCGGCUUUCAACAAUGAAGAAGAGCUGAGAAAUGAGGAAGAGGUCACAGUCCAAGAGGCAGAUCGACAAAUCGACAUCCCGGCAUCUAAACCUUUCCUGUACUCACCAACAGAAUCAGUCCCCAAACAAGCUAUUUCACAACCACCAUUCCCUUCAGGAACAACAACCGAGAGGACAUCCGUCAUAACCAGUAUUACUCCUUUACCUAAAACUACAACUGCAACAACAAACCAUCAUAUUCUAAACUUAACCGCCGAGGUAAUAGAGACCAGAUUACUAUCGAAUGAAAGCAUCACAAGCGAUGACCUCAAAGUUAAGCUUCAUGCAAUAAACAACUCUAAACUCCACCUGCUGGAGGAAAUGAGCGUCGAUACCACUGCAGCGGCACUGAGGGCAGGGCCCACUGCUGCGGCCCCACCUGGUACUUUAAUGGCCAAACUUAAAAACAAAGCAUCACGUGCCAACCCAAAAAGCAAUGCGACAGUGAAGAAGAAAACCAAAAAGCUUCCAAAGAGAGACAGAGCAAAGGAGAAGACAACAAAUGCUUUGAAAAAAGCAAAAAAAGCGAGAAAGGAGAUGAAAAUAAAACCAACUGCUUCGUAUUUUCCAUAUUUUAAAGAUCACUACUGUCCACCAUAUUGUUCCUGUUAUGGAAGGGUGGUGCAGUGUUCCGACAAAGAUCUGGAGAAAAUCCCUUACGGAAUUCCUUACAAUUCCCGUUACAUUCUCUUAAUGAACAACCGCAUCGAUAGCAUUCAGCCGAACUUGCUCUCUCUAUACGACUCCAUGGAGUUCCUGGUGCUUAGCAACAACAAUUUAACGGAUGCUACGGUCGAGGGUGCCUUCAAAGGGAUUCGGAGUCUGAAGAGGCUAUACAUGGAACGAAAUCUUUUUCGGAGUGUCCCCACCGACCUGCCCCCUUCUCUGGAAGAGCUACGGCUGGAUGGGAACCAGGUGAGCGCGAUAUCUGAAGCAGCCAUGGCCCGCUGCCCAAACCUGCUAAUUCUUAGCCUGAGUAACAACAGUUUGGGUAACGAAACGUCCAAAAUCCCUCCAGGAGUGCUUCUUACGAUGGGCAACCUUCGCACGCUUACCCUUUCCCACAACCUCCUUACCUCCGUCCCACUGCAGUUGCCACUUAAUCUUCGAGAACUUUAUCUCCGUGGCAACCGCAUCCAUCGUCUCCACGGUGACGUGUUCUGGGGUGAGGCAGAGCUGCAGGUGCUGGAUCUAAGUGCGAAUAGACUGACAGAUAAAGGGUUUGGAAAGGCGGCGCUAUUGAACGCCACUCGCCUAGAAAGUUUAAAUUUAGAAGGUAACUUAUUGAAACAGAUUCCUCGCCAUCUGCCUCGCACCAUAAAGACCCUCAACUUAGAGGGAAACUUAAUCUCCAGCAUUGGCAAGGAUGCUUUUAUAUCAAUGCCCCAGUUGGAGCAUCUGGGCCUGGCACGAAAUAAGAUCACCAAGGUGGCCGUCGGUGCCUUCCGGGUACUUCCGCUCCUGCAUCAGCUGGAUGUGAGUCACAACGGCUUGCGACAGGUACCGCGGCAGCUACCGUUGUGGCUGCACUCCGCCACGUUUACGCACAACAAGAUACGCACGGUCCCGCGUGAUGCGUUCUGUUGGGGUCAAGGCAACAGCUCAGCGCUCAGUCGCCUGGUCAGGGUGCAGCUGGAACAUAACAUGAUAGAUUUGGGCCACCUGGACAUGUUGGCCUUUAGAUGCCUCAGAGGGUUUCAAGUGGUGCAGUUUUACUGAACUUGAUGUGUUGGUCCUGACUUUGGAGCACUGAUCAGUGAGUUGGCCAUUUUAAGGGGUUGUCUCAAUUGCAAAAUCCUUCUAUAAAGACAAACAUUUGUUUUAAUUAAUAUAUAAACACACAUCGCUAGACAGGAAGGGACCACAAUUUACUUAAUAUUUAAAUGUAAUAUUCCUCCAAAUUUAUGCAUGGAUAUGUUAGAGAAUAAUGAAUGCGUUGUUCAUAAUAUACUUUAACACAUGUUAAAAAAUUAAGUCAGAGAGAUGUUGGUUUUGCCGGUGGUUGAUCAAUAACAGCUAUGAUUGAUCACAGCGCGCUUAAGGAGCCACGUCGCCGGAAAAUAAGUGACUAGUGUCCCAAUAUGAAGUGAGCUAGCGUCCUUACCAGUGCCUGAACCUGCAUACACGUUAUACUGAUUCAUAGGGAGCGGAUUGAGGCACAGCCAAAGUCAGUGCUAUCUGAUACAGAGAUGUAAUACCACGUCUUUACACUAGGAUGAAGCACAACAUCAUGUAAUGCAAAAGAUUGAAAUUGGUGUUCAGCAACUUAUAGAUCCUAAACUGCAUUGCAAGAGAUUUCUUUUGUGAUAUGGAAAUAUCUGAAAGAGGUCAUAUAGUGCACGUAAUAUAAAGGAUUAUUAGGAACACCAUACUAAUACUGUGUUUGACCCCCUUUCGCCUUCAGAACUGUCUUAAUUCUACGUGGCAUUGAUUCAACAAGGUGCUGAAAGCAUUCUUUAGAAAUGUUGGCCCAUAUUGAUAGGAUAGCAUCUUGCAGUUGAUGGAGAUUUGUGGGAUGCACAUCCAGGGCACGAAGCUCUCGUUCCACCACAUCCCAAAGAUGCUCUAUUGGGUUGAGAUCUGGUGACUGUGGGGGCCAUUUUAGUACAGUGAACUCAUUGUCAUGUUCAAGAAACCAAUUUGAAAUGAUUCGAGCUUUGUGACAUGGUGCAUUAUCCUAUAACCCAUCAGAGGUGGUUAUAAAGGGAUGGACAUGGUUAGAAACAAUGCUUAGGUAGGCCGUGGCAUUUAAACGAUGCCCAGUUGGCACUAAAGGCCCGGGUAUACUUUUUUUCCGCGUCCGCGUCCGGCUCGCGCGCGCACGCGUCCGCGCAGCUUUCCGAGUAUAGUCCCCGCGGCUACACGCGGACGGCCGCGUUCGACACUAUACGCAAUUCAAAUGAUUUCUUAUUCAAAUUAUUAGUCUAACAGGCUGUUAGGGCAGCACUGAUUUGGCGACAUUUAAAGUACAUUAAAACAUUAGGAUAGGUGAAGAAAAGUAACUGAUCCACCAUUGCAAACACAGUUUAGAACAAACAAUAAGACAACAAAGAACAGGAAUCAAACAAACAUGCUCCAGGGCUUUCUGUUCUUGGAAGAAGAAAAAGUUAAAGAAGAAAAACGAUAGUGUGUGUGCAAAUGCUGUCUAUUUCCUUUGUAUAAUUGUUUAUAGUGGAGUGCCCUGUCUAAAUAUGUUCACGCGCAUGCGCUGUCGUACGCGGACUGUACGCGCACUGUCCGCGCGGUCUCAAAUUUUGGGCUGCACGCGGACGGUCCGCGCGGCCGGCCGCGGACCCUCUUGAUGACGAAAAUGACGUCAUGCGGACGGCGCGCAUACGCGGACGUCCCUAGUAUACUUUCGGCUUACGGGCCCUAAAGUGUGCCAAGAAAACAUCCCCCACACCAUUACACCAUUGCAUUAAUGAGAAAUUGAACAGGUGUUCCUAAUAAUCCUUUAGGUGAGAGUAUUGUUAAAAUGUUUUUUUGUUAUGUGACUGUAA
Misgurnus anguillicaudatus (oriental weatherfish) is the source of this 3821-nucleotide messenger RNA. NCBI's taxonomy places the organism in Eukaryota, Metazoa, Chordata, Actinopteri, Cypriniformes, Cobitidae. The record is from RefSeq and is a predicted model, not a curated record.